UUCACGUUUUUUCAUAAUAGCUAGGGCCUAGGCCAUUGUGUCAUUCAUUAUAAAAGCCAAUUGUUAUUUUCCACGACCAGCCACAGGUGUCACAUUUCAAGAAUCGUCAUUCAGGUGUGUGGGACUGGCUAGCUUUUUUUGAAUUGAAGCCGUCGUACUUGAAUUGCAACCUGCACCUGGCGCGACUUUCUCCAGAGAAGUUGAUCUAACGAGCGACAUUUGAAACGUAACUUUAACUGAAUACAAAAAAAAGGCCAAAAUGAGCAAAAUUUCUAAAUUGUUCAAGGGAAGCUCAAGUUCGAACUCUUCUAGCCACUAUCCAAGCUCUUCGAAGUCGAAACAUGGCCAUCGGUCUCGGACAGGACCUACCCCGCAGGAGGCAAUUCACAAACUUCGAGAAACAGAAGCGAUGCUGGCGAAAAAACAGGAUUUCUUGGAAAAUAAAAUUGAACAAGAAAUUAUGAUAGCAAAGAAGAAUGGCCUCAAGAAUAAACGUGCGGCCCUCCAGGCACUGAAGAGGAAGAAGCGCUUUGAGCAGCAGCUCACCCAGAUUGACGGGACCCUCUCCACCAUCGAGUUCCAAAGGGAGGCAUUGGAGAAUGCCAACACCAACACUGAGGUCCUGAAGACCAUGGGCUACGCUGCCAAGGCCAUCAAGGGGGUCCACCAGAACAUGGAUCUGGAUAAAAUUGACUCUCUGAUGCAGGACAUCACUGAGUCGCAGGAAGUGGCCCAGGAGAUCUGUGAUGCUAUCUCCCGACCUUUUGGAGAUGCAUUUGAUGAGGAUGAGCUGUUAGCGGAGCUGGCAGAGUUGGAGCUGGAGGAGAGCAUGACGAACAUGGGCAGAGUGCCCAGUGUGCCCACCGCCAAGCUGCCCACCUCCAAGCUGCCCACCGCCAAGCUGCCCUCAACUCGACCCAGCCAGCGCACUCCGUCCAAGAAGAGGGCAGAGGAUGAUGACGACAUGCAGAUGCUGGCAGCAUGGGCAGUGUAACUAACACACACCAGACUCUAAAUGUACAAAUGUUCAUUUUAAUGUUUUUGUCUUUUUAUUCUAAUCAGUUUCUUAGGGAAAAGCCAAUGAUCUCUAUUUUGUUGGAUUGUUUUUAUGUGUGUUGUACAAUUAUGGAAGUGAAGUAUUGGAAUGUGUGCUCUGACUAGGUGAUUUUAUUACUGCUACAUUACACCAUUUUCUGUCAAUGAAGGAUACAGUUGCUAGUGAAAGUCUACACACCUCUCUUUAAAUUUAGCUGCCUUAAAAUGAAAGGGAUAGUUUGCCUAUUUUAAAACUGUGCCAGGGAAACUAAACCAAAGCAUGGAUUGCUGUCGAACUUUGUCCAUAGACCGCUUACUGAGUAAGGAAACCAAUAACAUUUUCGCAUUUGUUGCACAAAUCCCAUUUAAGUCAUGGUACUGAUAUUAAAUAUGUUCAUAUCUAUACUGAACAAAAAUUCAGACAAUCCUGCAGGUGAAGAAGCCAGAUGUGGUGGUUCUGGGCUGGUGUGGUUACUUGUGGUUGUGAGGCCAGUUGGACCUACUGCCAAAUUCUCUAAAAUUAUGUUGGAAGUGGCUUAGGGUAGAGAAAUGAACAUUAAAUUCUCUGGCAACAGCUCUGGUGGGGCUUUCCUGCAGUCAGCAUGCCAAUUGCACACUCCCUCAACUUGAGAUGUCUGUUGCAUUGUGUUGUGACAACUGCACAUUUUAGUGGCUUUUUACUGUCCCCAGCACAAGGUGAACCAGUGUAAUGAUCAUGCUGUUUAAUCAGCUUCUUGAUAUGCCACACCUGUCAGGUGCAUGGAUUAGCUUUGCAAAGAAAAAAUAUUCACGAAAAGGGAUGUGAACAAAUUUGUGCACAAGAUUUUAGUUUUUUUGUGCAUCGAACAUUUCUGGGAUCUUUUUAUUUCAGCUUGUGAAACAUGGUAGCAACACUUUACAUGUUGCAUUUUAUAUUAUUGUUCAGUGUAUAAGUGACAGAUUCACAAUCAAUUGUAGAUGCUUUUGUAUGAUUUGAUCAUGGUAUGUAAAAAAUGCUAAUAUCGGUACUAUGACUUGAAUAGGUUUUGUGCCACAAAUGCUAAAAUGUUCACAUUUGGUAACAGUGCCAAGGAAAUAAAGCAAAUGCAAGGAUUGCUCUCA
Oncorhynchus nerka (sockeye salmon) is the source of this 2136-nucleotide messenger RNA. It is a transcript of the gene chmp4c, whose product is annotated as charged multivesicular body protein 4C. The coding region runs from base 260 to 994 and encodes 244 amino acids. Gene Ontology annotation, cellular component: cytoplasmic side of plasma membrane; ESCRT III complex; multivesicular body. The transcript has 5 exons. Lineage: Eukaryota; Metazoa; Chordata; Actinopteri; Salmoniformes; Salmonidae. Gene Ontology annotation, biological process: vesicle budding from membrane; late endosome to vacuole transport via multivesicular body sorting pathway. The record is from RefSeq and is a predicted model, not a curated record.